Molecule: messenger RNA, 8934 nt
Organism: Felis catus (domestic cat)
Lineage: Eukaryota; Metazoa; Chordata; Mammalia; Carnivora; Felidae
Gene: FAM186A
Product: family with sequence similarity 186 member A
Exons: 8
Coding region: 264-8750 (2828 amino acids)
Source: RefSeq, a predicted model, not a curated record
AUCACAGCAUAUAGAAUGCCUACUUCUCUGCAUACAGUAAGCACUCUUGAAAUGUUUGAGUUAUUGAAGACACAAUGGAUCUAUUAUGACAUCACCAAGACUGGAAUACCAUGGUUAAGAACCAAUUAGUGACAGGGCAGACCACAAACUCUGGGAGCAGGAAAGACCUCUUCCAGCUUCCUCGUGGAUAUUAUCAUUUGCCUAUACUCGGUGAAGAGAAGAAAUAAAAGAAAAUCACUCAACUUUUCAAUAUAGUUAUCAAAAUGCAAAGUGGGAUAGACACUGAAUCUGAAUCAGAAAAAGAAGCAGUGGAUUCCACCAUCACGUCCAUAAAAGCCCUGUAUAAAUCAGAGGUCCCUAAGCUGGAGAUCCCACUGGCAGUGCAGAAUGUCAUCUCUAGAAUUGAGCACGCACAGCUUUGUCGAGCCAGAGAGGACAUUAAUAUGCAGCUGGCUGACAUACUGCUCAAUGUGCAGCGAAUAAUCAAUCGCUACACUGUUGAUGAGAAUGUGCACUCCGGAAGGAAAAUCUCCCUUCCAGAACAUAAGAAAUGGAGAAUAAAUUUCCUGGAUAAAAUGGUUACUUAUGCUAAGAACAGUGAAAUUAGAGAAAAGACUCUUUUGCACAUCCUGGUCUGGUUGGAAGAAUGGAAUGCCAUUUUGUCUGAGAUGACUGCAAUUGAUAUUGAGGAACACCAUCACUGGAUAGCAAAAAUGGAGUUUUUACCAGAAAUGUACAAAGCUAUUGAGAGCAAUGUCAAGAUACUGAGUAGAAUUAGUGUAUCUUUAUUUGAAGAAAAGAAGAGACAAAAGAAAAAAAUGACAUCUAGAGGUACUCUAUGGAAAUCUUGGAAAGAAAGGGUUAUAAAGCGACCUGCAACAGCUCAUGCUUUAAGACCAGAUCAGAUGAUUAGUGAUGAAUUUGCAACAAAUACAAAGGUUUCAGAAAUCCAAGAUAUGCUACAGGAACUCAUAAACACUGCAAUGUUCAAUAAAUUGGAAAACAAUGCUAUUAAAUAUAUAUCAUCAACAAUAGUAAACCUUUCUAAAGCUUUGAAUACACUAAAUGAUGAAGUAAAAGUUUUUAUCCUCCAAAGUGCUAAUAUGUAUAUAAAUGAGACAAGUGAAAAAGAAAAAGAGCUCUCUCUGAAAAUAAUACGAGAUCUCAGUGAACAAAAUGAAAUACUUCAGCAGAAACUUCAAGAUGCAGAAGAAAAAUAUGAACAAUUUAUUCGGUCCAAAGGUAUUGUAGAGCAACAACUACCUACAGCAUUACCCACAUCAACCUUGAAAGCGUUGCCUGAGCUUUCUCCACAAUCAUCCAUUGCCAUUAGCAAAACUGACAUAGAAGACAGUAUGGAAAAUAUUUUGGCUAAAGAAUUUGAAAACAUUAUAGACGAGGCCCAAACACAAGAGACCAAAGCUUCGGGGAUCCAGUGGGACUCAGCAUUUUCAUAUACAGCCCCAGCUGAAAUGACCCCAGAUUUAAUUGAACAGCAAUACUCUUUACCUGAAAAAAAACAAAAAGAGUCUUCUGAAGGUAUCACUGAAGAUAAGGUGUCACUGAAGAAAGAUGAUGACCAGUAUCAAUCACAGAAGAAAAAGCAAAUUAAAGGCUCAUCUAUGGAUGAGACCUCUGGAUCACAUCUGAGUGAUGAUAAAGGUAAACAGAAAGAGACCAAAUUUGAUCAUGACUUGGAGCUACAGGCACUGGAAAAGAAUAGAAAAGAAAUGAAAUCCUUUUCUGAAGCCAAACCAAAGUCAUUCGCAGAAUCAAAAAGUCGCUAUGUCCCUACUGAUUACCCUUCUACUGACACAAAAAGACAAAGUGGCAAAAGUGGAACAGGUAGUAUGUGGGAAAGACUCAGGAAGGUCAAACCUGAAUAUUCACAUGACAAAAGCCAGAUUUCUUCAGAGAAUAAAGAAGAACCCACCACUGAGUCAAUGGACAAAGAGAGCAAAAGUGAGAUGAGUAGCCAAGCAGAGCAAUUCAAAUUGACUGAACUUGGUUAUUCCUCUGAGAAAAUGAAAACAAAAGGGAAGAAACGUCAGAUCUCUCCAAGAACCACCACAAGCAAAGAGGGAAAAACUGAGGAUAUCAUAGUCUUAGCCAAGAAAUUCAAGUCUCCUGAACUUGUUAAAUCACAAUCCAGGAUAGCAAAAGAGACUUCAGAAUCUACCAGAGUUCUAGAAAGCCCAGAUGGCAAAAGUGAAGAGAGUAACCUAGAAGAAUUUCAAAAAGCUAUAAUGGCUUUCCUAAAUGAGAAAAUUGAUAACAUAGGAAAGCCUUUGGAUAAAAAGGCUGUGCCAAAAGAGGAGUUAUUAUUAAAAACAGCAGAGGUCGAAAAAUUAGAAAUCAUAAAGGCAAAAAUGGAGGAAUACUUCCAAACUGUGGCUGAAACUGUGGCAAAAAUCUUGAGAGAAUACAAAGAUACAAAAAAUGCAGGACAAGUUGGAGAGAAACCUAUGAAACGAAAAAAGGAAGUCUCAUUUAUGCCAGGAUUGCAUUUUCAGAAGCCAAUUAGUGCAAAGGCUGAAAUCAGCACCUUACUCUCAUCUAAGAGCAUGGACCCAUUAAUUGACAAUUUAAUACAAAUGAUCUUGACUGAAAUAGAAGGUGAAAGAGAUGCUCCAGUAGCCUCAACAGUAGGGAGAGACCACAAGGAAAAGGAAAAACAGAGGUGGGAUGAAUAUUUGCAAGAAGGUCAAGAAAAAGUAUUUGGUGAAGGUUUCAAACACCAUUUGCAAGAGGAAGGGAGUUUCUGGAAGAAGAGCCAUGAGCUGAUAAGUAAAAAAUUGGAGAAGGAAGAGUCAUGGCUCCAAAUGAAGGAGAGAAAGCAAAGGCAACAGAAGCAGAAAUGGUGGCAGGAAGAGGAAGCAUGGAAGAAACAACAAAAACAGACUGAGCAAGAUGACGAGCAAAUGCAAAGAAAAGAGAAAGGAUAUCAGAAGCCAAAACAGCAGCAGCUGGAGGCAUGGAAUCAAGAAAUGGAAGAACAAUUGGUACCCCUGGAGGAGGAGGAGGAGGAGGAGCAGAUGCGGCCAGUUCAGAAGGAACUGAGACACCCGAAGCUAGAAAUAAAUAGGGAGAGAGAAGAGAAGCAGAAGCCAAGGAGAAACAUAGAAGACCAUGGAAGGCAGAAGCAGAAAAAGACAAAGGAUCAGAGGAAGAUCAAUGAGAAAAGUUCUGACACACUAGAAAAGAUGUUCAGCCAAACUUCAGUCACAGUGUCUCCCAAAUGGAAGAGCAUACCGAAAGUAGCAUCCCAGUUACACCAAAGAAAAGCGUUCCAUGGACAUCUGAAGACAUUAGAAAAUUUUGCUGACGGAAAGUACCCUAUACCAAUCACUCCUUCUCCAUCGACACAAUCGCCAUCACCUAGGGCCUUUCCAAUUUCUGGACAGUCUCCCACAAAGACCCUCACUCUAACUCCUCAACAGGCCCAGGAACCGGAGAUCACUAUCACCCCUCAAAAGGCCAAAGAACUAGGCAUCACUGUGGCCCCAGAACAGGCCCAGGCACUGGGGAUCAGUCUUACCCCUGAGCAGGCCCAGGAAAUGAGCAUCACUGACACUCUUCAAAAGGCAUUGGGGAUCACUGUCACUCCUCAACAGGCUCAGGCACUUGGGAUCCCUCUCACUCCUGAGCAGGCCCAGGCACAGGGGAUCACUCUCCCCCCUCAGCAGGCACAGGCCUUGGGAAUCACUCUCACCCCUGAGCAGGCCCAGGCACGCAGGACCACUGUCACUCCUCAGCAAGCCAAGGCACAAGGGAUCACUCUCACCCCUCAGCAGGAACAGGCACUGGGGAUCACUUUCAUACCUAAGCAGACCCAUGUACUGGGGUUCACCUUCACUGAUAAGCAGGCACAGGCACAUGGGAUCACUCUCACCCCCAAGCAGGCCCAGGAAUUGGGGAUCACCCUCACUUAUGAGCAGGCCCAGGCACUGGGGACCACUCUUAUUCCUCAGCAAUCUCAGUCACAGGGGAUCACGCUCACCCCCGAGCAGGCCCAUGAACUGGGGUUCACCUUCACUGAGGAGCAGACCCUGGCACAGGGUAUCACACUCACCCCUGAGGGGGUCAAGGCACCGGGCAUUACUGUCACCCCUGACCAAGUACAGAAAAUGGAGAUCACUGUCACCCCUCAGCAGGCACAGGCACUGGAGAUCAUUGUCACUCCUGAGCAGUCACAGGCACAGGGCAUCACUCUCACUUCUGAGCAGGCCCAGACACAGGGGAUCACUCUUACCCCUGAGCAGGCACAGGCAGGGGGGAUCACUCUAACAUCUCAGCAGGCCCAAGCACUGGGAAUCACUCUGAGCCCUGAACAGGCCCAGACCCAGGGGAUCACUCUCACCCUUGAGCAGGCCCAGGCACUGGGGAUCACUCUGACCCCUCAGCAGGCACAGGCAGGGGGGAUCACUCUCACCCCUCAGCAGGCCCAGGCAAUCACUCUGACCCCUCAGCAGGCCCAGGCACUGGGGAUCACUCUCACCCCUGAGCAGGCACAGGCAGGGGGGAUCACUCUCACCCCUGAAAAGGCCCAGGCACAGGGGAUCUCUCUCACCCCUGAGCAGGCCCAGGCACUGGGGAUCACUCUGACCCCUCAGCAGGCCCAGGCAGGGGGGAUCACUCUCACCCCUGAAAAGGCCCAGGCACAGGGGAUCUCUCUCACCCCUGAGCAGGCCCAGGCACUGGGGAUCACUCUGACCCCUCAGCAGGCACAGGCAGGGGGGAUCACUCUCACCCCUCAGCAGGCCCAGGCACAGGGGAUCACUCUGAUCCCUGAGGAGGCCCAGGCACAAGGGAUCACUCUGACCCCUGAGCAGGCCCAGGCACUGGGGAUCACUCUGACCCCUCAGCAGGCACAGGCAGGGGGGAUCACUCUCACUCCUCAGCAGGCCCAGGCACAGGCGAUCACUCUGACCCCUCAGCAGGCCCAGGCACAAGGGGUCACUCUCACCCCUCAGCAGGCCCAGGCACAGGGGGUCACUAUGACCCCUGAGCAGACCCAGGCACAGGGGAUUACUCUCACCCCUGAAAAGGCCCAGGCACUGGGGAUCACUCUCACCCCUGAGCAGGCCCAGGCACAGGGGAUCUCUCUCACCCCUGCGCAGGCCCAGGCACUGGGGAUCACUCUGACCCCUCAGCAGGCACAGGCAGGGGGGAUCACUCUCACCCCUCAGCAGGCCCAGGCAAUCAAUCUGACCCCUCAGCAGGCCCAGGCACAGGGGAUCACUCUCACCCCUGAAAAGGCCCAGGCACAGGGGAUCUCUCUCACCCCUCAGCAGGCCCAGGCACAGGGGAUCUCUCUUACCCCUCAGCAGGCCCAGGCACAGGGGAUCACUCUCACCCCUGAGCAGGCCCAGGCACAGGGGGUCACUAUGACCCUGGAGCACACCCAGGCACGGGGGAUCCCUCUCAUCCCUGAGCAGGCCCAGGCCCAGGCAAUCACUCUGACCCCUCAGCAGGCCCAAGCACUGGGGAUCACUCUUACCCCUCAGCAGGCCCAGGCACAGAGGAUCACUCUUACCCCUCAGCAGGCCCAAGCACUGGGGAUCACUCUGACCCCUGAGCAGGCCCAGGCACAGGGGAUCUCUCUCACCCCUGAGCAGGCCCAGGCACUGGGGAUCACUCUGACCCCUCAGCAGGCCCAGGCACAGAGGAUCACUCUGACCCCUCAGCAGGCCCAGGCACAGGGGAUCUCUCUCACCCCUGAGCAGGCCCAGGCACUGGGGAUCACUCUGACCCCUCAGCAGGCACAGGCACAGGGUAUCGCUCUGACCCCUCAGCAGGCCCAAGCACUGGGGAUCACUCUGACCCCUCAGCAGGCCCAGGCACAGAGGAUCACUCUUACGCCUCAGCAGGCCCAAGCACUGGGGAUCACUCUGACCCCUCAGCAGGCCCAGGCACAGGGGAUCUCUCUCACCCCUGAGCAGGCCCAGGCACUGGGGAUCACUCUGACCCCUCAGCAGGCACAGGCACAGGGCAUCACUCUCACCCCUCAGCAGGCACAGGCACUGGGGAUCUCUCUCACCCCUGAGCAGGCCCAGGCACAAGGGAUCACCCUGACCCCUCAGCAGGCCCAGGCACGGGGGAUCACUCUGACCCCUCAGCAGGCCCAGGCACGGGGGAUCACUCUCACCUGUCAGCAGACCCAGGCACAGGGGAUCACUGUGACCCCUGAGCAGGCAGAGGCACUGGGGAUCACUCUCACCCCUGAGCAGGCACAGGCACUGGGGAUCACUCUCACCCCUGAGCAGUUCAAGGCAUUGCUGGUCACCCUCAGCCCUGAGAAAUGCCAGGGCUUGGGUUUCAUACACACCCUUGAGAAAGUUCAUGCAUGGGAGUCUCCUCUCACUGCAUCACAGGCCCAGAAAUUGGGCGUCCCUAUCACUCCAGAAAAUGCCCGGGUCUCAGCUGUCACUCUUACCCCUGAACAGACCCAGGCUUUGGGUGCCCCUCUCUCCUUAGAACAGGCUCAAGCAUUAGAUAUUUCUCUCUCUCCAGAACACUUCUGGGAAUCAGAUAAAUCAGAUAAAUCCCAUGUCUUAGGAUUUCCCCUUACCCUUGAGCAAGUCCAGCCUUUGGGAGCUCCCUUCAUUCCAGGACAAUCCCAUCCCAUGGGGGUAGAUGACCUAAAAUCAAGAGCACCUCUCAUUAAUGAACAGCUCUCACCACUUGGGGUCCAUCCUCUUUUAGAACAUACCCUGAAAGUUGGGAUUGUGCCUGUUACUGAUAAAUCUGUCACACCAAGUGCUCCUCACAUUUCUAAGAAGUUACCCACAUUGGAUCCUUCCAGUCUUAGAUCACUUCAAAAAUUGAAGGCUUCUGUCCUUCCUAGGCAAUCCCCAGCAUCUGCUGCUAUUGCUGAGAAAUCCUCUGCAUUGGAGGUCUCUCCUAUUCCUUUGCAGAUAUCACAGUCUCCUCUCUCCCAAGCCCCUGGUAAAUCACUAGGAGUGAGAAUUCAUUCUGAGCCUGGGAAACUCCUUGCACCACAGACUUUUCCUUCCUCUAAACAGACCCUGUUUUCUAAAGGUCAAUCCACUUCUGUUGAGUUUGUAGCACCAGAGGUCCCACUGACUCCUGAGAAAUUUCCCAUAGCUGAGACCCUGCCAACUUCAGGGCAGCCUCUUACACUGGAGACCCUUCUCGGCCCUCAGCAGUUCUUUUCCUCUUGGGGCUCUAGGACUCCUCAGCUACCUCUGAUAUCAGAAGCCCCUCUGGCCUCCAGGCAGCCCCUUAUAUCUGGAGUCCCACUCACCUCUGCACAGAUUCCUGAUCUCUUGGCUCCUCUUUCUCCUAGGAAGCCCUUGGUUCCUGGAACCUCUUCCAUCCAUGGGGAGCUCCUGGAACCUAGACCCUUAACACUCUCUGAGCAGCCCCAGGCAUUUCAGCCCACUGCUACCUGUGAACAAUCUCACUAUCUACAAGCCCCUUCUCCCCUUGGGCAGCAUCAAGCUUCCCCACUGUGGAUCCCUCCCACCCCUGGGCAUCUUCCAACAUUAUGGACCUCUCCAACUCCUGGAAAGCCCCUGAAAGAUUUGUCCUCUUCUGUCUCCAAGAAAAGUAAGGAAAGAUUGGCAAUUAUUUCUUCUCUGAAACCUAAUUCAGCAUUUGUUCAUCCCAGUGCUACUGAUUUCAAGGUAACUCAAGCCCCUUUCACCACUAAGAAGUUCCAAAUAUCAGAGGCGUCUGACACUUUGGAAGAAAUCCCGAUAUGCCAUGAUCCUAUUGCCAUGGAACAAUUUAGAACAUUUCAGUCCUAUCUCACCAAUUACAGGACACCAGUAUCACAAACCCCUUACAUUCCGACUCUCAUGAAGCCUAUAACAUCACUACCCUCUCUUACGACUAAACUACCCAAAACAUCACAGAUCUCAUCUUCUGAAUGGGACCAGAAAUCCAAGUUCUCCCCUAUAGACAAGUCCUGGAUACUGACUUCAGUUUCAGGUACCAAGAAACCCAAGAUGCUAGUGCCCCCUUCCAGUCCCCAAGAGCUCAAAGAGCAGAGAUAUUUUGUUGAUGUAGAGGCUCAGAGAAAGAACCUGAUACUCUUAAAUCAGGCCACAAAAGCUUCUGGACUUCCUUCACAACUACACACAACAGCUAGGAAUCUCAUAAUUGAGACAUUUCAUACGGACACAGUUCGGCUGGGAUACUUAUUCCACAAGUACAUUGCUUACAGGCUGAUCCAGCGUGCAAGAAACAACCUAAUCAGGCGAUUACAAGUGAUCAAAAACACCGGGAAAGGUUAUGAAACCCGGAACCUCUACAUAAUGCUGAGCAGAAUUGAUGAGUACCAGAAAAAGGUGAUGCAGGUCUGGACCAACAAGCAGAAGUCUUUAGAGCAGAAACGGAAUCAGUGCCUGAGGAAAAUGAUAUUCCUAUUUAGCCAGCUUCAACAGACAUAUAGAUUGAAUCUUAGUCAACCUAUCCCUUGCAUCAUCGACAAAAAGCAGAUACCUGCCUCUACCAAAUCUGUUGAACAAUCAUUCCUAGAGCUGCUAAUAGAAGAAGACAGAAAGUCUGACACAUUGAAGAAAUUUCGACAAGAAGACCAAAUGGAAGCCAUCUGGAAUGCUGAUCUGUCGACUUCAAGCUACCCAGUAACAGAGAAGACAUCAAUACAUUCACUCUGGGCCCAGCUGGGUGGGUACCCAGAUAUUCCUAUGCUACUCCAGUUAGAUGUUCAAUCUACCUUCAGAAAAUCUCUUGGAUCCAUUAAAUCACGUUCUUUAGGUUAAACAUCUUCACUUCCAGACUAUUAACAUGACCACUCAAGAACGAAUAUCCUCCUCUAGAUUACUGGAAACACAAAGCUUCAACAAACACUGUGGUAGGCUGUCAUAAAAGGGACAUAAUAUGGCCCCUCACAUGAUGGCAAAGUAGCACAGUCUACCUCCCAGAACCUAAACCCAAAGAUGCCUC